GCCGGCGCCAUCGCAGCCUUCACCAUCGACCUGCUCGUCUACCCGCUCGACACGCUCAAGACGCGCAUCCAAUCCCCAGACUAUGCGAGAUUAUAUCUUGUGGGAGAGACGGGGAGGUGGAAUCGCGCGCUGUUCAGGGGAUUGUACCAGGGGGUCGGGAGCGUGGUGUUGGCGACGUUGCCGAGCUCAGGAGCAUUCUUCACGACGUACGAGCACGCCAAAGCCCUCCUGAGCACCACGGCGACGACACGAAACGCGCCAUUCCUCCCCGCGCCCGUCGUCCACGCGGCCGCCUCGUCGCUGGCGGAACUGGUCUCGUGUGCGAUCCUCACGCCCGCCGAGGUGAUUAAGCAGAAUGCGCAGAUGGUAGACACAUCAUCACCCUCCUCCUCCUCCUCCUCCUCCUCCUCCUCCUCCAAACCCAGCACAACCACCCCUUCCAACCCCUCCGGCAACAACCGCCCAAGCGCCAACGCAACCCUCGUCACGCUCUCCAAAUUCCGGCACCAGCCCCUCGCCCUCUGGCGCGGCUACACGGCGCUCGCCGGGCGCAACCUGCCCUUCACGGCGCUGCAGUUCCCGAUGUUUGAGCGCCUGCGCGAGGCGAUGCAUGCGUAUAGGGAACGCAAGGGGAUUCGCACGGGAAGUUUGACGGAGAGGAGCGUGGUCACGGCCUUGAGUGCGGGGGCGGCGGGGAGUGUGGCGGCUGUGGCGACGACGCCGGUGGAUGUGGUUAAGACGAGGGUGAUGCUUGGGGCGGGGGAGGAGGGGGGAGGGGGAGGUCACAGAUAUAGCGGCAGUGGCGAUAGGAGGAAGGGGGCGUGGGCGAUUGGGAAGGAGAUUCUUAGGGACAAGGGCGUGGUGGGGUUGUGGAGGGGGGGUGCGUUGAGGGCUGUGUGGACGUUUGUCGGGAGUGGGUUGUAUCUUGGGACGUAUGAUGCGGGGAGGAUUUAUCUGGCGAGGCGGAGGGGGCAGGAGGUUGGGGAGAAGGAUUUGGUGUAG
Messenger RNA from Westerdykella ornata, 1002 nucleotides. Its product is annotated as mitochondrial carrier. Gene Ontology annotation, molecular function: S-adenosyl-L-methionine transmembrane transporter activity. The record is from RefSeq and is a predicted model, not a curated record. Gene Ontology annotation, cellular component: mitochondrial inner membrane. The annotation marks the transcript as partial. Lineage: Eukaryota; Fungi; Ascomycota; Dothideomycetes; Pleosporales; Sporormiaceae. The transcript has 3 exons.